Messenger RNA from Cooperia oncophora, 1161 nucleotides. Lineage: Eukaryota; Metazoa; Nematoda; Chromadorea; Rhabditida; Trichostrongylidae. The record is from the annotation of a GenBank genome assembly.
AUGGGUUUACUACGGUCGUUAGGGCGAUACACUGCGAAUCCAGACAGGCCUUUGAUCUCAUAUGUAUUUCCGGUCGAGUUUCAGAUUCCAGUCGAAGGCAGUGGAAACGAUAAAAAGGGCCCGGACGUGCCUCGUAUAAGCUCUGAUGAUACGUGGGCAUGGUUAGAUGGAGGAGUUGUGCCUGUGCCUUCAGAAAAGGAAACCACAACGAGUAACGCGCAGCGUCUAGUAAAACUCUAUAACAAAUACGGAGCAAGUUUCGUCUGUUCUCACACCGAAACGAAGGACGCUGUCCACUUUGUACUGACCAAUAAGGAGCUGGAGGCUCUUUUUGACACGGUGCAACAACUGCUCAAGAAAGAAGUGCUCAUGCAGCUCGAUAAUCAUGCUACGGAUGUGUAUACGGGUUCGUUUAUCAAGCGAUUUCCCUACAAGACAGUCAGUGAGGCACUAACGUUGGCGUGUCUGUCAUUGCUACGUGAAGUACUGCGACCAUUCUCAGUGUUGAACAAAGACUGCUCUGUCAAGGAGAACUUUGCCAAAGAGCUUAAUGCAUUCGUCGUUCAUCUAUUGGGUAUGUUAGAAAAUCAACGACAGUUACUCGGAGAACGUCGGACGACGCCAUUGGGUGUAAGCCGACGUCCAACGGAUUUGGAGCUACCUCGCCAUAGUCUAUCAACUCUGGCUGCCACGUGUGGACUGGAGUUGAUCGUCUGGGCUGCCGUCGAUGAUAUCGAUUCUGAUGCGGUUUGUUCAACGAUGUCGGCCCGUCUGUUCGCUAUUAACGCGAAUCGUGUGCAACUAUCACAGUUACCGCUAGCGCUUCGUGCGCUAUCAUCACUUGGAGGGCUUGCGGAGAAAUUCCCGUCUGUCGCGACAGCAACAGUGGUUCCGAUUUUAUCACGAUUUCUGCUCGAACCUGCACCUAUUCUAGCUAAAUUAUCAUCGGAAACUUCGACUGAAAGAAAAAAUGAAGAGAGGCGUCAAGAAGAAAGUUCAGCCAAAAGAAAGGCUGCCCUGGAUGCUUUGCGCAAUACAGCUAUAGAUGCCCUGUGCAGGGCUCUAAAAUCUUCCUUGAGUGUGGAUGCGGACAGUGUACAAGCGUGUCUCGCUAGCCUCUCCUCCAAGCUUUUCGUUUGUUCCAGUGCCAAUAAUUUGUAA